Molecule: messenger RNA, 1923 nt
Organism: Manduca sexta (tobacco hornworm)
Lineage: Eukaryota; Metazoa; Arthropoda; Insecta; Lepidoptera; Sphingidae
Product: persulfide dioxygenase ETHE1, mitochondrial
Exons: 6
Coding region: 192-989 (265 amino acids)
Biological process (GO): glutathione metabolic process; hydrogen sulfide metabolic process
Molecular function (GO): sulfur dioxygenase activity
Source: RefSeq, a predicted model, not a curated record
UUUACUAAAUUUAACCAAACAAAAAUCGAGUUGGAUACAAUUUAAUCAGCAGGUUAUAUAAAUAAUACACGAUAAGAUAAAGCACAAAAUUUAUGUGCUUGAGGGUUUAUAAGAAUUUGUUUUAAGUGUUCGUAGAAGCAAAUAUUUGCUGAAGAAUUUAAUUUGUUUUUAGUGCUUAAAAACUGUACAAAAUGAUUCGGAAGUUGACGUUUAGCGGUGCGCGAGCAGCUGGCGCAGUGCUCACUGUGUCGAAACUCGGAGUGCGCGUGCGCAUGAUGUCGUCCCAGGCUAGUGGAUCCAACUUCUUCUUCCGACAGCUCUUCGACUCCGUGAGCUGCACGUACACGUAUCUCUUGGGAGACAACAAGUCCCGCGAGGCGGUGCUGAUCGACCCCGUGCUGGAACAUGCCGAACGAGACGCCAACCUAGUCAAGGAGCUAGGGUUCAAUUUGAUUUAUGCUAUGAACACACACAUGCACGCAGACCACAUAACGGGAACUGGUAAAUUGAAGUCUUUAAUCCCGGGCACUAAGAGCGUAAUUGGCAAGGCAUCAGGCGCGCAGGCUGACGUGUAUCUGCUGGACGGUGAUAUAGUGAAGUUCGGGGAACAUCAGCUGCUGGCCAGCGCUACGCCAGGACACACCAACGGAUGUCUUACUUACGUGUGUCGAGAGCAGGCUCUAGCCUUCACAGGCGACACUGUACUGAUACGUGGAUGUGGUCGUACGGACUUCCAGGAGGGUAGUUCAGAAAGUCUAUACAAGUCGGUCCACGAGAGGAUAUUCACGCUGCCGGACCACUUUGUACUCUACCCUGCGCACGAUUACAAAGGAUUGACGGCUACAACAGUUGGAGAGGAGAAGAAAUAUAAUCCAAGAUUGACUAAGUCUUUGGAGGAGUUUAUAAAUAUUAUGGAGAAUUUGAACCUGCCGUAUCCUAAGAUGAUAAACCAAGCCGUCCCCGCUAACAAAGUAUGCGGUAUUUACUAAGAUGACAUUAUUAGUGAUGACUUAUAAGUAAAAAUAAACUGGAAUGAUUAUAUUUCGUAAACACAAUACGGCCAAUUACAACAAAUUAGAAUUGGAUAAUUAUGUUUGUAAGACAUUAUUGGUUAAGACUACAUUUCGAUAAUAAAACUUACUUGAAGUUAUUAUGGAACAUAUUAAUUUUUGGCUUAUGAACAAUUCUCAUAGAGACAUUUUUCAAUAUUAUGUAUUAACAGAUUUUAUAUUUUUGUAUCAUUUUUGUAACUCUUACUUUCUUUAUAAGCAAAGAUGGUAGAAGUUUUUUUUAAAGUAAGUAACAAUUUAUAUAUAUUAUAUAGCUUAUAAAUGUUGUAAAUGUGGAAUUUAAUUAAUUUAUUAUUAUAUAAGAUUUGACAAUUAUGUAUUUUAAUGUAAUUAAAUUUGUGAAAAUUAUAUCUUGACUAGUCAAAAGCCAAUUCUUAAUGACAUUUAUUAUUUAUAAUCAAUAAACUAAAAGAAGAGUUAAACUCUAAAUAAAUAAAUAAUUUUGUAAAAAUAUGCUGUAAUUAUUAUACAGAGAGGUAACCAGAGUCUAAUAAUAAAAGAUUUUUUAAUCAAAACGCUGUUGAUGCUUUAGAAGCAAACUAAAAAUGAGCUAAUUAGUACAAUUAGCCUUAGAAUUGUAUUAAAGUUUGUCAUCUAACAAAUGUUCCGUAAAAUGUCCUAUAUGAUACUAAUGAAAAUGUUAUGAUGCUCUACCUUCACAUGUCAUAUUUUAGUUAUAAUAAUAAUUAAUCUACGUGUGCGACAAUGCGUCGAUUUAAAACCCAGUGCAGUACAGGUGGCGUAUCUACACAUUUUUAUUAAGAUAUUAUUGCUACUAAAUGUUUUGCAAUGGAUGUUAAAACCAAUUAGUAAAAGAGAAAUAACUUUGUAAUUAUCAUUUCUGUGCACAAAA